Messenger RNA from Mizuhopecten yessoensis (Yesso scallop), 2202 nucleotides. RefSeq names its product leucine-rich repeat-containing protein 74B-like. Gene Ontology annotation, molecular function: calcium ion binding; protein binding. The coding region runs from base 308 to 2077 and encodes 589 amino acids. NCBI's taxonomy places the organism in Eukaryota, Metazoa, Mollusca, Bivalvia, Pectinida, Pectinidae. The transcript is spliced from 13 exons. The record is from RefSeq and is a predicted model, not a curated record.
AAUAAUGUUUUAUUAGGAGAGGGACGUGUACUUAAAGUAAAUUAAAACGCCAUACCUGGACACAAGAAUGAAUUGGAUUAAUAUACGUGGAUAGACAAAAGCAUUGGAAUUUCUUACAUGUUAUAAUAAUUGUGAUCAAUAUCCAUUACAGCGAUAAACAAGAUGCAAUAUUCAAAUAUCGAUUAUGAAAGCCAGACAACUGUGACAUUUACGUAGAAAAGUUUCUAGAGGAUAAAGCUAUCAUCUUACCUGUACAUCCACAGGUGUCACGUUGAGUGUAGGUGUCACAUACAGGUGACACACAAGGAUGGAUACUAUGGAGCUACGACAGGGGUCAGUGAUGUCUGAUAUCACAAGUAAGGCCAAAACAUCACAGAGGAGGACCUCGAUAAUGACGAGGAACAACAACAGCACGAGCCUGGCCGCAACAAGUGUCAAGGCCCAAGCGCUGGCCAAUAAGUACCGCCUCUCCAAGACUCCCAGCAAACGAGCUCCACCCACAAAAGUUCUAAGGAUAAAGAAACUCAACGAGAUGCACGCGGCUGGCGGUUUUGAUGUUAAAGAAGAGUCACUCGAAAAGGAGAGAAUUCGGAAACAAUCUCAAAGGACAAUUGGUCAGGGGUUGAACUUCGACGAGUUCGAUGAUUUUGAUUUUGAUGAGGAAGAGGAGUAUUACUAUGUUGACAACAGUGAUGAAGACGCCAGUCAGAAGAUCUACACAGAUGCAUGCAAGGAAUUCGGGGCCAAAUACAUGAAGCUAAUUUACAACCAGCUCGUGAAAGAGACAUUAAGUUUACUCAGUGUGGUACUUAGAACCUUGGACAGUAAGGCGUUCGCUACAUCCCUAGUGAAAAAUUCGUCCAUUGACACCUUGAUUCUGGAGAAUAACCGGAUUGGGGGUCGAGGGGCGAGAUACUUUGCAGAGGUGCUGACUCGGAAUACCUAUCUCACAGACGUGAAAAUCGUCGAGAAUCAUUUAGGUUCGGAAGGUGCCGAGGCGAUAUGUAAAGCACUAUGUCACAACAACUACGUAAGACGACUCGAUCUAUCAGGAAAUGGUUUCAUUGAAGAUGAUGCACUCUUCUUCAAAGACAUGUUAGACGAAAACCACGCCUUACGAGAACUGUACCUUGGUCACAACGAGUUCCGGGAGAGAGGCGGUGAGGUGUUUGCAGACGGGCUUGCUACGAACGACUUCCUAAGGGUGCUUGAUCUUAGUUGGAACCACCUGCGUAUGGCCGGAGCUACAGCAAUAGGAAAGGCGCUUCAGGUCAAUCGUCAUUUAGAAAAGCUGGAUAUUUCAUGGAAUGGUUUCCACGUGCGGGGCGCCAUCACAAUGAGCAAGGCGCUUGAGACAAAUCAAGCUCUCUCGUAUCUCGACAUAAGCUGCAAUCGCCUCACUGACGCUUGUAUCACGUGUCUGCUACAAGGACUGAAGCACAAUUCUACGCUGAGAGUCAUUCGGAUGGCUAAAAACCCUAUGUUCCCGGCCAGUGCCCAAAGGAUCCUUGAGUGUGUCCAGGAAAAUCCUAACAUAGGAUUGGAUCUCAUUGACCUCGGAGACCAAAGUGUGACAGAAAAGUUCUACGAGAUCCUGUCAGGCCUGAAUAAGAAGCGACAAGGGUUCAAGGUGAAAUACGGCGUGGUUUGGAAGGCUGACAGGGAGGUUCUAGGCAAACAGGAUGACGAUGAGGACGAGGACGAUCUCAUCAACGAAGACCCUCUUCUCGUCCUUAUGGAAUAUGCGCGCAUGGAGAACAUUUCACUAGUGGAACUCUUCGUCAAACUCGACAGUGACAAGAGCGGGUCGUUAUCACGAGAGGAGUUUAUGGACGGUUUGGAGCAAGUCAACAUUCCAAUGAGGAGAAAAGCUCUGAAUAAAUUGAUCGACAAGAUGGACCAGGACGGCGACGGAGAAAUUGAUUUUGAUGAACUGAUGAGUGCUCAUGACGAACACAAAGACAAGCUCAAAGAGUAUUUACAGGGUGAUGUCCCUUUGGAAGAAACGGAAAUUGGACGGAUUGACAAAUCUCUGAGAAAUGUCAUGAAUAAACGGUAUAUAAUGCAUAAGUUUUAAUCAUUGUCAUUAGUUUCGCGGACGCUUAAACACUUUUAACCAUUAAGCUCAUAAGUCUUCAUACCGAUUGGCGCAACUCCAUAUGUAUAAACUAGACGAAAUCAUAUUAAAAUCACUCAAAUUCA